AUCAUCAUCACAUCAUCAUUCAACAUCAAUCAUCAUCAUAUGCAUACACAUACAUCUGUGUUCUUCGGAUCGAGUUAAUUAGUUAUGGCUUCUUCGAAUAGACACUGGCCAAGCAUGUUCAAGUCCAAACCUCAUCCCCAUCAAUGGCAACAUGACAUCAACUCUCCUCUCUUGCCUUCUGCUUCUCACCGAUCUUCUCCCUUCUCUUCAGGAUGUGAAGUGGAGAGGAGUCCAGAGCCAAAACCAAGAUGGAAUCCAAAACCAGAGCAGAUUCGGAUUCUUGAAGCAAUCUUUAACUCAGGGAUGGUGAAUCCUCCGAGAGAGGAGAUCAGGAGGAUUAGGGCUCAGCUUCAAGAAUACGGCCAAGUCGGUGACGCUAACGUCUUCUAUUGGUUCCAAAACCAAUCGGCGUUUCUCUUUCCGGUUUCCACAGUUGGAGGGUUUGAAGGUAACACCGUCUCAUCCCAAUUAGGGUUUCUCUCCGGUGACAUGAUCGAGCAACAAAAACCGGCUCCAACGUGUACCGGACUCCUGCUGAGUGAGAUCAUGAACGGUAGUGUGAGUUAUGGAACUCAUCAUCAACAACACUUGAGUGAGAAAGAAGUUGAAGAAAUGAGGAUGAAGAUGUUGCAACAGCCACAGCCUCAGAUUUGUUACGCUACUACUAAUCAACAAAUAGCCUCUUACAACAACAACAAUCACAUCAUGCUUCAUAUUCCUCCCACUACAUCUACUACUACCACUAUUACUACUUCGCAUUCUCUCGCUACCGUCCCAUCAACUUCGGACCAGCUUCAAGUUCAAGCAGCGGGUGCGAGAAUAAGGGUUUUUAUCAAUGAAAUGGAGCUUGAAGUGAGCUCGGGACCGUUCAAUGUGAGGGAUGCAUUUGGGGAAGAGGUCGUUCUCAUUAAUUCCGCGGGUCAGCCCAUUGUCACCGAUGAAUAUGGCGUCGCUCUUCACCCACUUCAACACGGAGCCUCAUACUAUCUGGUUUUGUCUCCUCUCUAUUUUCCUUUGUUAUACUGAUUAAGGUUUACAUUCACUUCACUAUAGCUAGAUACUACUCUAUCGGUUAAAUAAACUAUAGUAAAAUGAAUAGUUGUUU
This is a messenger RNA of Arabidopsis arenosa, 1105 nucleotides long. The record is from the annotation of a GenBank genome assembly. NCBI's taxonomy places the organism in Eukaryota, Viridiplantae, Streptophyta, Magnoliopsida, Brassicales, Brassicaceae.